Molecule: messenger RNA, 3594 nt
Organism: Alnus glutinosa
Lineage: Eukaryota; Viridiplantae; Streptophyta; Magnoliopsida; Fagales; Betulaceae
Product: putative disease resistance RPP13-like protein 3
Exons: 4
Coding region: 857-3466 (869 amino acids)
Biological process (GO): defense response to other organism
Molecular function (GO): ADP binding
Source: RefSeq, a predicted model, not a curated record
UUUUUUUUGUUUUUGUUUUGAUGAGCUGCCAUAUUUGCUGGGGCUGGAGGAGUUGCUUAUCAAAACAGAAUUGUGAAAGAAGCUCUUAUAUUUUGAAGUCGAUCGGUGGUGUGGGUAUCUCUUCCAAAUUCCAAUUGCGUCCUUGUUUGUUACCUGAGUAGUCAGUAGUCGUCUGUGAACGGCGAACAACCGCGUCUUCUCGGACUCAUAAAUUACUCGAGCAGUUCAGCAGAAUCAUUGAAUCAGCUUCGCGGCUCUGCUCGACUGCCCGAGUCCACCCCCUUCUCUUCUUCUUCCAUUUUCUUCAUCUUUAGCUCCGUGCUGCCGCCCUUUCUUCUUCCUCCCGCAGUCCCGCUUGACGUCGGGAGGCUGGACCCGCUCGAGUCGACGCUCUCUCUCUCAGCCUCUCUAGCUGCCGACUGCCGAACUGCCAUCGCUCUCCCGGUCUCCCCGUCUCUCUGCCGCCCUCUCUCUCUCUUCCACCAAUGUCGCAUCCGGUACCGCUGGAAGAAGACUGCAUCCAGGUGAUUGCUUGCUGCUUGUUCAAAGUCUUUCUCAAUAGUAAAUUUUGGUUUGCUUUUGAUGUUGGAAACCACUAGUUUUGUGGAAGCAACGUGGAAAUAGUGCCGCUGUUCUUUAUCUUAUGCUUGGGGAGCUGGUUUCCACAUUCUCUCUCUCUGUCAGCAGCUGCUCUCCAUAUUCGAAAUGUGAAGCAUUGUUGUUCCUUUCGACUUGUGGGUAUCUUUUCCUUGCAUCCUUCCUUUAUCCACCUCCCAAGUUUGUAGAAGCUCUUUCCUAAAUUGAAAUAGGAACAACCGUGUGUUCUGAAAGGAUUUAGGAGGGAAGAUAAGAAACAAUGGCCGACAGUGUUGUUAAUGUUCUCCUACAGCAACUGCCCCAACUCAUAGAAGGAGUAAGAUUCCCUUAUGGAGUGGAAGAUGAAGUCAAGUCAUUUCAAAGGGAGCUCGAGAGGAUAAAUAUCUUCCUCGAAAACUCUAAUGGGAAACGAAACAAGCAUGAAAAUGUGAAGGCUUUAGUCAGGCAAAUCACUGAAGUUGCUUACGAGGUUGAGGAUGUUAUCGACACAUUCAUCCUCAAAGUCGCAGAACAGAGGAAGAGGAAUAUUGUGGGACAGAUAAUAUAUAGGAUUUCACAUGCAAAAAUGCUCCGUGAUGUUGCAAAGAAGAUAGAAGGCCUCAACACAGAGAUCAACAAAAUCUAUGACAAUAUAGAGAAGUACGGCAUUGAAAGAGUUGAAGCAAGUGUAGAUGCAGAAGCGGAGAAGGCACUGCACAGGCGUAGGAGGCAUGUUGAGGAAGAUGACGUGGUGGGCUUCCUUCAUGACUCUGAUACAUUGGUGAAUCAGCUUACUCACAGGACAGAGAAUUCAAAACUUGAUGUCAUUUCAAUCAUCGGCAUGGGUGGGUUGGGAAAGACGACUCUUGCAAGGAAAAUCUACAAUAAUGAUCGCAUCAAGAGGCACUUCCAUUGCCGAGCAUGGGUUUAUGUAUCUCAAGAGUUCAAACCUAGAGAGUUAUUGCUUGAAAUUUUAAAAUCCCAGAUGCCAAUAUCAGAUGAGUUGACAAGGAAACUAGAAGGGAUGAGUGAGGAUCAAGCAAAAGAGUACCUAGCACAGACAUUGUUUGAAUACUUGGAAAGGAAGAGGUACCUAGUAGUCAUGGAUGACAUCUGGAAAACAGAAGUCUGGAAUGUGGUGAAAGAUGCUUUUCCUGAUAACUCCAAUGGAAGCAAAAUAUUAAUCACUAGCCGCAUAAAAGAAGUGGCCUUACAUGCAAGCCUUACUCCUCCCUACUUUCUCCAAUUUCUUUACAAAGAUGAAAGCUGGGAACUCUUUUGUAAAAAGGUGUUCCGAGGAGGAGAAUGUCCUCUCGAGUUAGAAACUCUGGGGAGACAAAUCGCAGAAGGUUGUCGUGGCUUGCCACUUUCCAUUGUUGUAUUAGGGGGUCUUUUAGCUAACAAAGAGAAGACAUACCGAACAUGGUCGAAAGUGAUUGCCGAUGUAAAUUGGUACCUUACUGAAUGCAAAGACGUUUUGGCCUUAAGCUACACCCACUUGCCACGACGCUUGAAACCAUGCUUUUUGUUUUUUGGUACAUACCCAGAAGACUUUGAAAUCCAUGUAAGGAAACUGAUCCAGUUAUGGAUAGCUGAGGGAUUCAUACAGCACAUUGGCAAAAGAAACAUUGAGGAUGUUGCUGACGACUACUUGGAGGAGCUCAUUGAUCGGAACUUGAUCCAAGUGGCUACCAGGAGAUCAGAUGGAGGAGUAGAGAAAUGUCGUAUUCAUGAUCUUCUGAGAGACUUAUGCAUAACCAAGAGCGCAGAAGAGAAGUUUCUUUGUGUACCUAGAGAUGACAACCAUUCAUCCUGGAACAGCUCUCGCAGACUUUCCAUCCAGGGUAGCAUUCUUUGUCGAUUCAUUUCUUCAAACACCUCCAGCGCUUCACAUGCUCGUUCUUUUUUGUCUUUUGGGGAAGGUUUCGGGUUCAACGAAAUCCACUGGAAGUGGGUCCACACAAACUUGAAAAUGCUUCGGGUGCUUCAUUUCGAGCUAUAUGUCAAUUGCAUUCCCGAAGAGAUUGGAACAUUGAUCCAUUUGAGGUACUUGAAGAUAAAAUAUGCGUAUAUUAAGGGAGAUAUUCCAGCUUCCAUUGGAAACCUUACGAAUCUAGAAACACUUGAGAUAAUCGGUGAUCAGUCAAAGUCUUUGCCAGAAUCCAUAAUGAAGCUGCCGCGUUUAAGGAAUUUGUGUGGGACAGUGAGUUUGCCUAAUUAUUUGGAUACAGCUCUGUGGAACCUCCAAGUCCUUUUCGUUGAACCAUUGGACUCGCAAAUUGUGCGUCUCAUUGUUGAGGGCAAGCUUCCUAAUAUAAAUAGAUUAGGGCUGAGGGACUUCAUGGGAAAGAAUGAUUGGGACAUAGUCGAAGCUUUGGCAAGUGUCCACCAUUUAAGUCAUCUCCAAACAUUGAAAAUUAGAUAUUGUGGUAAACACAUUAUUAGUCUUCCUAAUUCCUUUCCAGAGACGAUCACCAAGAUAAACUUAUCUUGGGUGACCUUAGAUGAGGGUGGCAUGAAAGUGUUGGGAAAACUUCCCAAACUUGGGAUAUUGAAACUAGACAAUUGCCUUUCUUUCAGUGGCCUCCACGUCCAUGCACCUUCAUUUCCUAAACUCCAAUUCCUGAAAUUGUAUGAAAAGAGAAUUGAAAAAUGGAAACAGGACGAAGGUGCAAUGCCAAGCCUAAGGCAGUUGGUUAUGACUCAUUGCUAUAAGUUGACAUUGCUCCCUUCAAAACUAUGGAGUUUGACUACCCUGCAAGAGGUGGAGGUGUUAAUGAGCAACUUCAAAUUGGCAAACGUGUUUCAGGAAUUGCAGAUGGAGAUUGGGUUUAAGCUACACAUUUAUCCUCCUCUAGAUGCUGACUUUUAUGUAAACCCCAAAGAUUAACGGAAAAUUUUGAUGUAGUUGCACAUAGUUUCGGGGGGAGCAGUUAAAUGAUUUGAAGCCAUUGAACUUGUAUUCAUUGAAAAUAAAUUGAUUUAUCUUUUAGAUUACUAUUUUCUAGUAAAUUGUAC